UACGAAAAAUGGCGAUAACGACGUUUCCUACGAUUGAAAAAUGUGCAUCGAUCGGUCGAGAGGAGGACAUAGUUGUAACAGACUUGGAUGGAACCUUACUACGAGGUAGUAGCUCUUUCGCUUAUUUUGCGUUGGUAGCUUUCGAUGUUGGUGGGGUCUUAAGGUUACUUUUUCUUCUCUUAGCUUCACCUCUCGCGGGGAUUCUUUACUAUUUCAUCUCGGAAUCUGCUGGAAUUCAAGUUAUUGUCUUUAUAACUUUUGUAGGGAUGAAGGUUUCCGACAUAGAAUCUGCAGCACGUGCUGUGCUGCCAAAGUACUAUUUAGAAGACCUUCAUCCUGAGUCUUGGAGAGUGUUUUCAUCGUGUGGAAAACGAUGUGUAUUGACAGCCAGCCCUAGGAUUCUCGUGGAACAUUUUUUGAAGGACUACUUAGGGGCGGAUAUCGUUUUAGGGACUGAGAUUGAAACAUAUAAAAGUAGAGCAACUGGCUUUGUUAGAUCGCCAGGAGUUCUCGUUGGGAAGAACAAAGCUAAUGCUCUUAGAAGGACUUUUGGAGAAAUUCAACCUGAGAUUGGCUUAGGUGAUCGUGAUACUGAUAUUCCUUUUAUGACAUUGUGUAAGGAAGGUUACUUUGUACCAUCAAAGCCAAAAGUAAAGGCGGUAACUACAAACAAACUUCCCAAGCCCAUUAUAUUCCAUGAUGGUCGUCUUAUCGAAAAGCUAACACCACUAAUGUCUCUUUUCAUCAUCAUAUGGAUACCCUUCGGCUUCCUCCUUGCUUUCUUACGAAUCUGUAUUUCAAUACUUCUGCCUAUUCCCCUUCAGUACUAUGUAUUUUGGGUCAUCGGUAUCCGUCUUACCAUUAAAGGCACCCCACCACCCUCUACAACGAAAUCCGAAGACCAAUCAGGCGUACUCUUUGUUUGUUGUCACCAGACUAUUCUAGACAACAUUUUUCUCUCCGCAGCGUUGAAUCGUUCUAUUCCAAUCGUUACAUACUCUAGUACUUCACGAUUUUUUGAGAUUUUUUCGUCCAUUAAAACUAUUAGACUCACUCAAGAUCGAGCAUCUAAUGCUUCCAUGAUCAAACAGUUGUUAAAAGAACGCAAUCUCAUAAUUUUCCCAGAGGGGAGUACAAACCGUGGACCAUUUCUUCUUAGAUUUUCAUCAUUAUUUGCUGAGUUAACCGAUGAGAUCGUGCCAGUGGCAAUGGAGAAUAAGAUGAGCAUGUUUUAUGGCUCAACAACCCGAGGAUGGAAAUGGAUGGAUGCAUUUUUCUUUCUCAUGAAUCCACGUCCCACUUAUGAAAUUACAUUCUUGAAAAAGUUGCCACAUGAGUUCACUUGCAAGUCUGGGAAAUCAAGUCAUGAAGUGGCUAGUUACAUACAAAAGGUUAUUGCUGAAACUCUUUCUUACGAGUGUACUACUUUUACCAGGAAGGAUAAGUAUACGGCUUUUGCAAGAAACGAUGGCUCAAUUGUGAAGAAAACCUGAAUUAAGGCUAAAAGUAUAAUGGCAUUUUUAUAUUGAUUAUCCCUUUCAACAAUGAUGCAAAAUGAUUUGUUGCCAAAAAUAUAUGAAAGUAAUGGAUUUGUUGCUUAG
Solanum dulcamara is the source of this 1601-nucleotide messenger RNA. Its product is annotated as glycerol-3-phosphate acyltransferase RAM2-like. The record is from RefSeq and is a predicted model, not a curated record. The transcript has a single exon. NCBI's taxonomy places the organism in Eukaryota, Viridiplantae, Streptophyta, Magnoliopsida, Solanales, Solanaceae. Gene Ontology annotation, biological process: cutin biosynthetic process. Gene Ontology annotation, molecular function: phosphatase activity; glycerol-3-phosphate 2-O-acyltransferase activity. Bases 9 to 1493 code for a protein of 494 amino acids. Gene Ontology annotation, cellular component: membrane.